This is a messenger RNA of Perca flavescens (yellow perch), 1677 nucleotides long. It is a transcript of the gene tmem9, whose product is annotated as transmembrane protein 9. The coding region runs from base 173 to 739 and encodes 188 amino acids. Lineage: Eukaryota; Metazoa; Chordata; Actinopteri; Perciformes; Percidae. The record is from RefSeq and is a predicted model, not a curated record. Gene Ontology annotation, cellular component: lysosomal membrane. The transcript is spliced from 6 exons.
ACAACCCGGAAGGAAGCCCAACAUUCAUUAAGGCGAUCUUUCCUAAAUAGAGCCAACGUUAGUGCGUAGCUUCACCCUAAAUGAAUAGCAACAACAAACACUCUAGCCGCUUUUACAACAGCGCUGCUGGUGAUUCUGCAUCCGUCGUGCAAAUCGUGUUACCCGUGGGAAAAUGUCGUCUGGCAGGCAAGGAUCCUGGACCUUUGUUGUACCCGCAAUAUUGACCUUCUUGUUGCUGGAUGCUGUUGCUUUUGUACAGGCGAAGAACUUUGAGGAUGUUCGCUGCAAGUGCAUCUGCCCGCCAUACAGAAACAUCACUGGCCACAUAUAUAACAGAAAUGUGUCCCAGAAGGAUUGUAACUGCCUCCAUGUAGUGGAGCCCAUGCCGGUGCCUGGCCAUGACGUGGAAGCUUACUGCCUGUUGUGCGAGUGCAAGUACGAGGAAAGAAGUAGCAACACCAUCAAGGUUACUAUCAUCAUUUACCUGUCUGUCGUGGGUGCACUGCUGCUCUACAUGCUGUUCCUGCUGCUGGUUGAUCCUCUUAUUCGCAAACAUGACGCCUACACCCAGCCACUGCACAACGAGGAGGACUCUGAGGAGAUGCGUCCUCCGGUGGACAGUGCUGGGGCCAAAGGAAACACAGUGCUGGAGCGGGUUGAGGGAGCACAGCAGCGCUGGAAAAAGCAGGUCCAGGAACAGCGCAAGACAGUUUUUGACCGCCACAAGAUGCUUAGUUGAACCCUACAGUUGACCUUAAAGCCGGUUUAGAGUAGGUAACUUCCCUGGGCUCAGCGCUAUUACACUGUCACCAGCUGCACUAUUACUAACCUCUUUUGUCAUUGCUGUGCACUGCACCCCCUGAAUAAGUAUUUCCUUAAAACUGUAAACACAUUGAUCUAACAGCAGAUGUUUUUUGUUAUAUGUAACAUUUUAGGCUAAAAUGGAGUUGAGAAAAAACUGCAUGUUGGCCCACUGUUAACGGCUAGAAAUCAUCUCAGUUAUUUCAGCAAUUUGCAAUGCAACAGAUUUUGAAUGUGUUGAUAAAGUAAGAACCAUAUUUCUCAAAAGUCAGACUUAAUAGCUUUUAAGCUUCCUCAUGAUAAUUUGUUUGUUAGCUUCUUGCUAAUUUGGUAUAAUAAGUUGUUUUUCUUGUAGCAUAAUUUAUAAAGUUAUCUCAGAACAGGUAAACUUUAUGUAUGUGAAUGGUCAAUUUAGCUAUUUGGGUAGAAAGAAUGCCCUACCUAUUCUAUUGUCAAACAUUGCUGAUUCCUAUUACACCACUCAUAAUUUAUUUAUGGUUAUUAUUAUCAUUUAUUUGUCCCCUGUUGCUGUACAUAGUAACCUGGACAUAUUUAGCAUAAUUUGCACUAAUAGAUUCAUUAAAUGAUUGUACAUUUUAGGCUUUGUAAUUUUAAAGUUUCUGUUGCUACCUUUAAAGAUAGCCCCAAUAUGUGCCUCUUUUUGUUUCUCUCCUUGUGUGGGUGAAUGUUACUGUAAAUUCGCAGCUUGUAAAACAAUAACAGAUUGUAACAUAUAACAACCAGGAUUUAGUUGUUUGUAAAGAAAAAAUGUAAUCGUUUAUCUUGUAUGUACAUGUGGAAACUGAUCGGAAAACGGUUUGUUCAGUGAGGUAGGCACAAGGCCACAUUUUUGCUCUGUAUUUCACAGUAGCGUUU